AUGCGGAUUCCACGUGGACACCGCCGCCCGCCGCCGUGUCUCCACCACCUCCUCCUCCUCCUCGUCGCCCUCUGUUUCGCUGCCCUGAAAACCGCCGCCGCCGCUCCCAGUACAGGAGGCACCGGAGAAGGAGGAGGCGGCAUCGCCAGCGUCACCGGCAGCAUCAUGACAUGGGCCACGUGGCCACCAAAAUGCGCAUGGUUACCCUUGCGAAUGAGUGGGAAGAGUCACUCAUAUACUCUUGUAUCCAAAUACCACAAGAUUUGGAAGGACACGAAGGAUGCUAUUUCUGCAAAAGAUAUUUCGAGAAAAGAACCGGUAGGCGGUGUGAUUGCCUUGAAGGAGUCCAUGAAGUACUUCGAUGCUGAUUUUUUCAACGAUUCAAAACUACGUGAGAUGGAAAACGGCGCAAAAGAAUUUAAUGUGCCUGCAUUUAGAGAAAACCGAAGGUUGGUGGCUAUGAAGGAUGGUGGAUUGCAUGACCCUUCUGUUCUAGUCUUCAAAUCAUCAUGGAGUAGCAAAAGCAAAGUCAAGGAGAGUGAAAUGUUCGACUGUCCUCAAACCUCUAUGACACAGCGUCCUAGUAAUGAUGAAGAUAUUGCCUUUAUGUCGAUAAUUGAGCUCGGGGAGCUUUUUAGGACAAAGAAAAUAACAUCACAUGAACUUACUGACGUAUUUUUAAGGAGAUUAAAAAGGUAUGGUGCUGUUCUUGAAUCUGUUAUUACAUACACUGAAGAAUUAGCAUACAAGCAAGCAAAAGAGGCAGAUGACUUGCUGGAGCAAGGAAAAUACCUUGGUCCCUUGCAUGGCAUUCCAUAUGGCCUGAAAGAUAUAAUUGCAGUGCCACAAUACAAUACAACUUGGGGCUCAAAGACAUUCAAGAAUCAAGUUAUUGAUAUGGAAGCUUUUGUAUACAAAAGAUUGAAGUCCGCUGGGGCAGUCCUUGUAGCGAAGCUUGUGACAGGUUCACUCGCCUAUGAUGAUAUAUGGUUUGGGGGGAGAACACGAAACCCAUGGAACAUUGAGGAAUUUUCUACUGGUUCAUCAGCAGGGCCAACUGCUAGCACCAGUGCAGGAAUGGUUCCCUUUGCAAUUGGUUCGGAAACAGCAGGAUCCAUAACAUAUCCUGCAGCUAGAUGUGGAGUAACUGCUUUGCGCCCAUCAUUCGGAACAGUUGCACGGACCGGUGUCAUGAGCCUUUCUGAGAGUCUGGACAAACUCGGUCCUUUCUGCAGAAGCGCAGCAGACUGUGCUAUUGUAUUAGAUGCAAUCCGUGGCUCAGAUCCUGGUGAUCCCUCGUCUCGUGAAAUUGCUUUAGAGGACCCAUUUCAUGUCGACAUCACAAAACUCACUGUUGGAUAUCUUGACAGCGCUGAGAUGGAGGUUGUCAAGGUCCUUUCCGCCAAGGGCGCUAAGUUUGUGCCUUUCAAGUUGAACUACACUGUCGAAUCAGUUCAAUCCAUUCUAAACAUCACGAUGGACGUCGAUAUGCUUGCACAUUUUGACAACUGGCAACGCGAAGGACACGACGAUGACUAUGAAGCUCAAGAUCAAUGGCCGGUGGAGCUUCGUCGUGCACGAUUAGUCCCAGCAGUCGACUAUGUACAGGCACAGAGAGCGCGGGGUAGGCUGAUCAGGGAGGUCCGGGAGAGCUUCACGGUUGACGCGUUCAUCGGUAAUGUGACCGACUGGGAGCUCGUUUGUCUGGGAAACCUCGUGGGGUUGCCCAUCGUCGUGGUGCCUACGGGCUUCAAGAGCAUCGAACACCCACCAAAAGGCAACACAAGGAGACGAACCACAGUGACGACGGGUAUAUAUGCUCCCCCUGACCAUGACCACAUUGCUCUAGCGCUGGCGAUGGCGUACCAGUCUGUCACCGAUCACCACAAACAACGGCCACCGAUUGACGCAAAUUAG
Messenger RNA from Triticum turgidum subsp. durum (durum wheat), 1917 nucleotides. Lineage: Eukaryota; Viridiplantae; Streptophyta; Magnoliopsida; Poales; Poaceae. The record is from the annotation of a GenBank genome assembly.